AUGCGGCAGCAUCUGCAGCUCAGUCCAAAAAUGGUGCGAGCAGCCUUAGUGACCGCCACCAGUCUGGCACUGACCGGCGCCGUGGUGGCUCACGCCUACUUGCUCAAACACCAGUUCUACCCGACCGUGGUCUACCUCACCAAGAGCAGCCCCAGCAUGGCGGUGUUGUACAUCCAGGCCUUCGUUCUGGUGUUUCUGCUGGGAAAGUUCAUGAGGAAGGUGUUUUUCGGGCAGCUGAGGGCCGCUGAGAUGGAGCACCUCAUCGAGCGCUCCUGGUACGCGGUGACGGAGACGUGCCUGGCUUUCACCGUCUUCAGGGACGACUUCUCGCCUCGCUUCGUGGCCCUCUUCACCCUGCUGCUCUUCCUGAAGUGCUUCCACUGGCUGGCCGAGGACCGGGUGGACUUUAUGGAACGGAGCCCAAACAUAUCGUGGAUCUUUCACCUGAGAGUUUUGUCUCUCAUGGGACUGCUGGGUGUCAUGGACUUCCUGUUCGUCAACCAUGCCUGUCACAGCAUCAUUACGCGGGGAGCUUCGGUCCAGCUUGUUUUUGGAUUCGAGUACGCCAUUCUCCUGACCAUGGUGCUGACCACCUUCAUCAAGUACGUCCUGCACACCGUGGACCUGCAGAGCGAGAACCCCUGGGACAACAAGGCCGUCUACAUGCUCUACACCGAGCUCUUCACAGGCUUCAUCAAAGUGCUGCUCUACAUUGCCUUCAUGACCAUCAUGAUAAAAGUCCACACCUUCCCCCUGUUUGCCAUCCGGCCCAUGUAUCUGGCUAUGAGGCAGUUCAAGAAAGCUGUGACGGACGCCAUAAUGUCUCGGAGAGCCAUCCGCAACAUGAACACGCUAUACCCCGAUGCCACGCCCGAAGACCUGCAGGCCUCGGACAACGUUUGCAUCAUCUGCCGAGAGGAGAUGGUCACCGGUGCCAAGAAGCUGCCUUGCAACCACAUCUUCCACUCCAGCUGCCUGCGCUCCUGGUUCCAGCGGCAGCAGACCUGCCCCACCUGUCGCAUGGACGUCCUCAGAGCGUCCAACAACAAUCAGGCUCAGGCCCCAGCCCAGGCCCCGCCCCCGGCCCCCCCCGCCAACCCUCCAGCAGCCCCGGCCGCUAACGUCCCUCCAGGCAUGUUGCCAGGCUUCCCUCCCGGCAUGUUCCCUUUCUGGGGUCCUUUUCCCGCCGUCCCUCCACCGGCUGCAGCAGCCCCGGCUCCUGGUGCCCCCGAUGCCCCUCAGGGCGGUGCGGAGGCAGCACAGGCAGCAGGCACCAGCCAGCCCAGCACAUCCACUACAGACACAACUACACCCGCAGCAGCUGCUCCCGGAUCAACAAUCCCAGGCUUCCCUUUCUCUUUCCCCCCUCCCCCCUUCCCCAGCGCACCAUGGCUGCCCAUGCCUCCACCCCCUCCUUUUGUGUCGUCGAUGCCCCCCCCGCCUCCGUCUCUGUCUCGGCUGUCUGAGGAGGAGCUCAGGGAGCUGGAGGCCGAAGGCCGGCGGGGGCUGGAGGCCAGACUGCAGUGUCUCCAGAACAUCCACACGCUGCUGGACGCCGCCAUGCUCAACAUCCACCACUACCUCAGCACCGUCGCCACACUUAGUCCCCCUCGGCCCGAGGGCAGCUCUUCAGAGGCCUCCUCCUCGGAGGCCAGCGGGACAAACUCCGCCCCCUCGCCCGCCGCAGCCGCCGCCGAGCAAGAGAGCGCCAGCGGCGCCGUCUCCUCCCAGCCCGCCGACUCCACCUCCUCCGCCUCGGAGACGGACAGGAGAGACAGGACAGACGAGGGCGAGGACCAGGACCAGGACCAGGACCUGGACCAGGACCAGAACCAGGACGGAGAGCCCAACACAGCCGAGCUGAGACGCCGCCGCCUCCGCAAGCUGGAGACGGCCUCCCCGUCGCCCCCCCCUCCGGACAACUGAUUUCCUCGC
Menidia menidia (Atlantic silverside) is the source of this 1935-nucleotide messenger RNA. The record is from the annotation of a GenBank genome assembly. NCBI's taxonomy places the organism in Eukaryota, Metazoa, Chordata, Actinopteri, Atheriniformes, Atherinopsidae.